AUGGCAGCUGUCAAUGAUGGCCACAAGGCGUGCACCUUCUGCCGCCGCGAGCUGCCAGCUAGCGAGCUGAAGGAUCACGGCAGGCGCGUCCUUUGCCCCAGCUGCAACACGGUCGAAACCAUGUUGCGGCGCAAUCUGGACGGAAAGCCGGAGCACAUGCCAUCCGUUGAUGAUGCGGAGUCGGUCAAGUUCUUCGCGCACUUGGCGGAGCAGCGCCAAGCGUGCGGCGGUCGGCUGAAUUGGACCACUGUUCGCGCUGGCCUGAUCACUGCAAUCAGCGACAAAAUCAUCGAGAGCCACACCACGGCAGUCGGAGGCGUGUUCAAGCCGAAGUCUGUGUGGGAAAGAAAAGGCUACACGACGCAGCAGAUCGAAGAGUCCCCACACGAAUGGGACCCUAUCCUGGGAGACACGUACGCGGUGAUGCUGAAGUCCGUGUGCCGACAGACAACCGUGCAGAACGUGACGAGCGCUGUGCUCGAACACGAAAAGCGAGCCACCGCCAAAAAGAACAAAAAGCCCAAGGGCGGAGCUCCUGCAGAUGAAGAGGCCUUGGAUCUCGAUCUCCCUCUGCCCCCGAAGGCUGAGUGCAAUAGCACGAAGUCUGUCACAGCGGAGCACAAGCGACAGGCGCAAGUGGCUAAAAAAGUCGCGAGCCAAAACACCAAAGCCGCAGCGCUGGCUGCGAAAGCCGUGAGCUGCCUCCACCCGGUUUGCGCCGCGCUGGAGAAGUCUUUGGCCUGCGUGGCCAAGCGUCCCUCGGACGCAAGUCGGUCUGGUCUUGAGCAAGCGUUGACCGACAGCAAGGCAAAGCUUACAUGCUGGCUGGCUGCCUGCCGGGAUCUUCUGGUACAGCACGAGCAGGAGAAGCCAUCCCAGGAGCCACAGGCGCUCGCCUCGCUUCCCUUCACGGCCGAUGAUCUCAAGCCCGCUUUGGCUUGUGCGCGAGAGGUGCUCAAGUCUGUUAAAGUCAGUGCGCCGGCACGCAAGCGGGCGGCGCCCGAGCAGGGGGAUGGCCCUGCAGACGUGUCGGCGCAGCCGAAUGCCGCAAGCCAGUUCCACACGCUGCGCCAGAUUCCAUCCAUCGGCCCGGCUCAGUGUCGCCAGAUCGUUGCGGUGCUGGACGCGGAUGGGCGGGGCACACGCGUGCAGCAACGACGUGAUGAGGUGCAUGGCGAGGUGAUGGAGCACCUUCAGGUCAUGGACCUGCCGGCCAAGGAUCCCGCAUCCAAAGUCCAAGUCAGCUACAUGUCUGUAGCCGGCGUGCUGCAGGCUAAGUGCAACGCUUGUCCACUGUUCCAUGACUGCCUCCGCGCAAUAGCCCAGCAAAGGGACAACCAGCUGACGCUGGUGGUGUACCUGGACGAAUGCACGCCUGGGAAUGUGCUCUCUCCCGACAAUGCUCGGAAAUCCAACCUUACGUACUGGACCAUCCUCCAACUGCCGCAUAUUUACCUUGAGGACACUUGGCUCACCUUGUCCGUGAGCCGGACGUCAGAAAUCAGUGCUUUGCGGCAUGGCAUGGUCACUCUCGCUGCGGCGCUACUGCGAGCUGUGCGGGCGGAGACAGUCAGCGGUGUCCCGGUGGAGCUUUCUGGCUCGGCGGAGCUCCUGUUUUUCGACCGCGUGCUUCUUCUCGCAGACCACGAAGGCCUGCGCGCUGCCACUGGCUGCAAAGGAUCUUCGGGUAUGAAGCCAUGCCUGAAGUGUGCCAAUGUUAUGAACACUGGCUACGGCAACGUCCGAUGGCACGUGACAGUGGCCGAGCCAGACAUAACAAGCUUCGUGCCACAGACUCAAAACAGCCUCCGCGCUGCGAUUGACCACCUGUCAACCAUGCCUACGAAAACUUCCCUCGGCGAGGCCGAAAAGCUCCUGGGCUGGAAGCUGGAAGAAGCUUCUGCCUCUUUUCUUCUUGCUCCCGACAUGCAAGAAUGGUGCGAGCUAGAUUCCUGCACGUUUGACGCAAUGCACGCGCUUUGGUCCAACGGCAUAGUGGGGCAAGAGCUGGGCUACUGGUACACAGCCCUGCGCCGCAAGGCUAACCUCAGCCUCACAGACAUGCGGCGCUACGUAGAGCUAGGCUGGCAUGGAGUCGGGCGGGCGCGGGGCAUAAACCUCUUGAGUCUGUUCACAGUCCACCUUUGGAGGGAGGGGGCCGACUUUCGAGGAGAUGCGGGCCAAGCGCUGUUUGUGCUUUCCAUUUGUGUGCAGUUUAGCGAAGACAUUGCCAUUGGCCUCUGCGCAGACAUGCGCCGGGAGCACUCCUCUCUUGAAGCGUUGCACCGCGUGUGCUUGUGCGUCCUCGAAACGAAGCGCGACACUGCCCAUGGCUCUCAUCUGGCUCGGCUGCAAGCUGAGCACAUCAGAAGCUUUGCGGCUGUCUACGGCGCUGAUAAGGUCCGGCCCAAGCUGCAUUAUUCCUUGCACCUGCAGCAGCAGUGCUGGAAGUGGGGUCGCUUGGUUGACUGCUUCACUUGUGAGAGAAAGCACCGCGCUUUCAAACGUGUCGCAAGAAGGCAACAAAUGCUAGCACGCUUUUCCCAGCAGUGCUUGCUCGAGUUAGCAAGCGCUGAACUCCGCUCCAAGCAGCCAGCCAAGAGGCUUCUGUGGCGCCUGGACGGUCGGACGACUGAGAACGUGGACGUCGGCACUGCGCUGGGCGCCACUGCUCCAGCCACCCUGGCCCCGCGAGCUCUUGGCCCAGACACAAUCUCAAGAGGGGAUGUUUUGAUCCCCUCCCCUGCGGAAGCCUUUGAAGUGCUCGGGGUAACCUCCGUGGACUCGCGCAUCCUUCUGCUGAUCCACGUCUUGGAACCAGCAGCUGUUCCAGAGGGCAUGGUGGUGCCUGUGAAGAACGUGCUGAUGACGGCCGUUCGGAUGCUGUACUACUACCACGACUCUACACUGGCCAGCGCUAGGCACUUCUGCUUGCGGGAGCUGAGUGGCUGCGUGUGGUGGCUGAACCCAGCUGCAGUUGCAGCGGAAGACAGCGGCGAGCCAGAGAUGAAAAGAGAAAAGGCUGCUGGGCAACAGGCUGCAAGCAACAAGGUCAAAGCUUGCGGCGACAAUCAGCGACGCGAUCGAGAGGAAGCUGAUUCUGAGAAUGCUGCGCAGCUGAAGGCGCCGCCAGAAAGGCGCCGGAAGAGAUCGCCGUGCUCUGGGCAGCCGCGCGCAAAGGCGAGACAGCUCAAGCUCGGCCAGCGGAGUCUGGCAGGCGUUGCCGAUGAUGAGCUUUGCGAGGCUGACACUGGGGAUGAGCAGUCCACGCCUUGCGCUGCUGCUCUUGUUGCCACAGGUGUUGAUGAGGACUUUCGUGUGGCAACUUCUUGCCCGUGGCAGAAGAUUGCUCCUGGAGCGCUGUGGCCCGUCAACUUCUUUGUGCAGAUCCCCUGCAUCGCUGCUCUGCAACCGAGGGCUUGCGCAUGCUGA
Molecule: messenger RNA, 3432 nt
Organism: Effrenium voratum
Lineage: Eukaryota; Dinophyceae; Suessiales; Symbiodiniaceae
Source: the annotation of a GenBank genome assembly